AGGAUGGGGUUACCUGAGAGUGAGGUAUUAAAUUUUCCCAUUUAAUAUUAAUUUUCUGAUAUUUGGUGAUAAAGUGGCUGCUGAGUGGUUGAGCACUGGAGUUCCAGGGUGCCUUCUGUCCCCUCCAGCCCAGCGUUUAGUUACAAGUGGAAGGCAGGUCUUUGAAAUACAGGAUGGCUACUCAGCAGCUAGUCAGGCAAAAGAAGAAGUCCUCUAAGUGGUGCUAUUUUGGCCUUGCCCUCCUCUUGCAGGAAGCAGUGCUGUUCCCUGAUGCCAUGGCCACGGAGCCGCAGUCUCUGGUGCUGGUGAAGAGGCUCCUGGCCAUCUCCGUGUCCUGUAUCACCUACAUGAGGGGGCUGUUCCCAGAGAGCUCCUACGGAACCCGCUACUUGGAUGACCUGUGUCUAAAAAUUCUCCGCGAAGAUAAAAGCUGUCUGGGAUCAUUGCAGAUAGUCAAGUGGAUUCAAGGUUGUUUUGAUGCUUUGGAGAAGCAGUAUCUACGCAUGGCUGUCCUUGCAAUUUACACCAAUCCCAAGGAACCGGAGGUAGUGACUGAACUGUACCAAUUCAAAUUCAAGUAUAAAAAGCAGGUGCCACAGAUGGACAUCAGCAGCAACCACAGGGAGUUUGUGACUGGGCUGUGCAGCGAGGACAUCAAACAGGCCAGCAGGCUCCUGCUCCGUAAGCUCUACCUGCUCAUGCAGAACCUGGGGCCACUGCCCAAUGACAUCACCCUCACCAUGAAACUCCUCUACUACAACGAUGUCACUCCCAAAGAUUACCAGCCCCCCGGCUUUAAGGAAGAUGCCAGCCCUGGUGACCUGUUGUUUGGAGGGGAUCCUGUCAACCUGAGAGUGGGCUCAGUCUCCACCGACUUCCACCUCAUGAAAGUGAGAGUGAUGACUGAGAAGAAGAGGGUGAGGAAGGCUCACAGCAAGCUGAUCCAGAAGAGAAGCCCUACUGAGAUCUCCCACCAAGGGUUAGACUGCGAGGAGGAGGAAGAGGAGGGGAGCACCAAGAAUCACCCUCUCCCUGUCAGCGUAGAUUCAAGUGAGCAUGAAGGGAACAAAAAUAACACCCACCCAGGCAGGAACGUGGAAGCACCUUCUUUGUGCCUUCAAGAUACAGGUAGAAAGAAGAAGACAGGAAUAAAAGAGACAGGCAGGAUGCCUUGCUCAAGGGCAUCCCAGCAGAUAAACCUCCUGAACCUUGCCUUUAGCCAGGAAGAGGUAACAGGACCUGAGAAGAAAAGGAAGGUCAGUGAACCAGAGAAGCUGCCUCUGAACAGCAGGAAAUUAUGUUCAUUCUGACACAGAAUACGUUUUGGAAGGUGUGAGUUUGCACUGUCAUCUGACUGGUGCAGACCUUUCCUUCUCCCAGUGUUUAACCCUUCUGCGUGCCCUGUGUAUUUGUGAAUGUUUGUCUCGUGAAAACUCUGGAUUGCAGAGAGACAACAAGCCCCAUAAUUGUCAUGGCAUUGUCAACAACCAGCCCUUGUUUGAUGUUAUGAAGUUGAGGAUUUAUAAUUCUGU
This is a messenger RNA of Corapipo altera (White-ruffed manakin), 1532 nucleotides long. It is a transcript of the gene HORMAD2, whose product is annotated as HORMA domain containing 2. NCBI's taxonomy places the organism in Eukaryota, Metazoa, Chordata, Aves, Passeriformes, Pipridae. Bases 174 to 1310 code for a protein of 378 amino acids. The transcript has 13 exons. The record is from RefSeq and is a predicted model, not a curated record.